Molecule: messenger RNA, 1896 nt
Organism: Salvia miltiorrhiza (redroot sage)
Lineage: Eukaryota; Viridiplantae; Streptophyta; Magnoliopsida; Lamiales; Lamiaceae
Exons: 8
Coding region: 274-1647 (457 amino acids)
Source: RefSeq, a predicted model, not a curated record
UGUGUGAUUGUGUUGAGCAUCAACUUUUCUCUUAGUAUAAUAUUAUUAAAAUUGAAAGCAGAAAAACGAGAGUUCAUAUAGUUUUAGUGAGAGAAAUGCAUACACAGUAGAUCUCUCUCUCUCUCACACACACACACACACACACUCAGGCAGACUGAAUACGCAGCGACGGCGAGUUAAUCUCCGGUGAAGUUCAGUUCCGAUUUAGCACCUGAAGAAAUUCACAGCCGAUUCAAGAAAAAGAGUAGUGUUUGUGCUCUUCAACUUCAAAAAAUGAGUGAUAGACAGUCAAAGAAACAUGAAGAAGCUACAAAGACAUUCUUCUCUUGUGUUUCUGAGAGAACAAGGUCCAAAAGAGCCGUCUACUUAGGGAUCACUGCACAAACACAGGGGAUUCCUUCCAGCUCUUACAAUGAUAGUAUAAGAGAACGGAAGAGGAAGAGACAAACGAAGCCAAAAAAAUCUGGGAACAACAAUGUAGACAUGGAUAUGAAUCUACCUGAGAUAGAGUGGAUUGAUGAUCAAAUACGUUCUGCAUCAAAGAUAAGGGGCUCGACUCAUGCAGCCAGUUCUUGGAAGAAUGUUGGCAGUCCAAGCAACAAACCAUCUGCCUCUGUGGAAAAAUCGGCUGAGGAUUUCAACCAUCUUCCUGUUCAAGAAGAGAGUGGCAGCGAGUAUAUGACGCCUGAGGAUCUUGAGAUCCAGAGAGUUGAUGAAGCUGAACUCCCGAAUAGGAAAACACAUUUCACAUCAAAGAGAGGGCAGUCAGAAAUGUUAGGCCUUUGUGAGUCUCCUCAUCAUUCCGUAAACUGCAGCUUAAGAGAUUAUUCCACUGCAUCUGAAACAUUGGCAGACGACUCAACUUCAUUGUCGAAUAAAGCCAAAGACAAUGAAGAUUGGAGUUUCAGAGAUGUUACGAGUAAGGGAAAUGGUGAAGGUGUGCUUGACAAAGGCAAAGCUCCCUUAUAUAGGCAAGGAUACUCUGCCAUCAGAUCUAAGAAGAAGAGGGCUAACAUUGUCAAAAUAUCUUCUAAAGUGAGCCGAGAUGAAGAUAUGGAUGAUGAAGAGCUUGAAAUUGAGAUGAUUGACGAGUCUGAGUUCAGGAAGCGUAGGAGACGUUUUGCUUCAAAGAUUGGAUCCUCGAGCAGUGAAGAGCAAGAUGAAGAACAUAUUGCUGGCACUUCUGCAAGGAAUGUUAGAAAAAUGAGCAAAAAGAAACCAUCUUCCAUCAAGAAUGAUAGAAACAAACAGAGGGGAAAAGCUUCUGUCUCAGCAUUGAAGAAGAAAGGUCCAGCAUGGAAUAAGCGCGUUGAGCAGGAGAUUGGAAGCGAAGAGCGCAGACAGAAACCUUCGUUUAGCUGGAUGAAUCCACGGUUCGAUCAUAUUUUGAAAGAAUACCACUACGAAAAAUUUCAUCUUCCAAGUAAUUUUGUUAAGGAGUCCGGCUUGACGGGAAAGAUGAAAGUAUGGCUCAAGUAUCCGGGCGGGAAGAGUGUACGCGUGCAGUUGAACUCGACCAAGGGCCGGGUUGAUAUCGGUGCAGGUUGGGCUCUGUUCUGGAGAACGAACAACAUCAUCUAUAACAAAAAUUAUUCUUUUGAGUUCAUUCCAACAAAUGUGAUUUGGGUGCAACCAAUAGAUUCAUGAAUGAACAUGCUCAGAUUUGUGUUUGGGAUUUCCCAAGUUCUUUCAUGUAAACUGUAGCUUUUGCUUCUUCUGCUAACAUGUAGUAACAUUUGCAGAGGCCUCUCUUUCUCUCUAUAUCUCUCUGUCCCUUCCAAAAUCUUGUGAUAAUUGAUAGAAUUAGGUGGGUUUGAAAACAGAGGAUUCUGUUUACAUUUGAGGGAGCCAAAUAUAUGAGUUGCUUACAGGUUAAUUCAUUCAUUAUAAUUUAAA